Uloborus diversus is the source of this 3618-nucleotide messenger RNA. RefSeq lists its product as uncharacterized. The transcript has a single exon. The record is from RefSeq and is a predicted model, not a curated record. Lineage: Eukaryota; Metazoa; Arthropoda; Arachnida; Araneae; Uloboridae. The coding region runs from base 1 to 3618 and encodes 1205 amino acids.
AUGGAGCUGAAUAAUUUAAAGAAGCUUCGCAAAGCUAUUCGGUCUUCUUUCACGAGAAUUGUUUCAAGAAUAAAAAUUCAGCUGGAAUCUGCCGAGGCAGAUAAACAUGAAGUUCAAGUGGCUUUGACAUUAUUAGAAAACAAAUGUGCUGAGUUAAAAGACAUUAACGAAAAGAUUUUAACGCUGCUUCUAAACGUUGAAGACGCAGAUUUAAAAGAAGAAAUGCAAGCUGUAGAAGAAUACGAUUCAAAUUUUGUUGAUAUUCACACGAAAGGUAUGUCAAUUAUUAAUGUGCCUUUAUUAGUAAAUGAAAGCAGUGAUACAUUUUCUGAAAAUAAGAAUAAGCGGAAAUUCAAAUUACCUAAGCUAGAAUUCAGAAAAUUUGGCGAUGAUAUUAAAGAGUGGCUUCCCUUUUGGAGCCAAUUUCAGAAAAUUCAUGACGAUUGUGAUAUUUCGGAAGAUGAUAAAUUUCAGUAUCUCAUUCAAGCCACUGUCAAGGGUUCCAGAGCCCGAGAAGUAGUGGAAAGUUACCCACCCAUUAAAGAUAAUUAUUGUAAAGCCAUUGACAGUUUAAAAUCAAGAUGUGGGAGGGAAGAUCUCUUAGUUGAAAUAUACGUAAGAGAAUUGUUGCAAUUGAUAAUCUCAGUACACCAAACACGUCAGAACAUUUCUUAUUCGUCUUUAUAUGAUAAAUUAGAGUCGUAUUUGCGUGCACUUGAAACAUUAGGUGUCACUACAGAUAAGUGUGCAUCUAUGUUAUUUCCUUUGGUAGAGUCAUGUUUUAAUGAAGAUUUUUUGAAAGCAUGGCAUCGUAACGUAACUUUGGAGUCAAAAGAUGAUUCGAAAACACGUCUUGAUAGUCUAAUGAAGUUCUUGAAAUCCGAGGUUGAAAACGAAGAAAGUAUUAACCUGGCAGUAUCUGGUUUUGGUUUACUUAGAAAUAAAAGUUCUAAGGAAAAUAUAGAAAAGAAGCGGAUUAAUUUAAACACUUAUAAGGACAAAAUUCAUACUGCAUCUGCGUUGACUGCCAGCACUCAUACAACUGAUUUUAAAAGAUGCGCAUUUUGCGAUGGUAGACAUUUGAGUUCGAAUUGCUUCUCAGCUCAAAAAAUGAAUUUAGUUGAAAAACGGAAAAUAUUGAAGGAUAAGGGUUGUUGCUAUCUAUGUUUAAAACCUGGUCACCAAGCAAAAUUGUGUAGAAGCUAUUUUAAGUGUACUAAUUGUAAUAAACGACAUUUGACGAUAAUGUGCGAUGAGUUUAAAUCUGACACAUACAGGCAACAACAAGAAAUGAAAGAAACGGCAGUUGAAGAAAAAUCAAAAGAUGUUACCAUGACAACCAUGAGUAAAAGUCCAAGAGUUAUUUUGCCUACGUUAAAAGUGAAGUUGGUCUCCACUUCCGGCCAUAAAGAGAUAGAAGUGAAUGCUAUUUUAGAUACUGCAUCGCAGCAUUCGUAUAUUUUGAAGGAUUUGGCGGCGAAAUUAAAUUAUGAAAAAAUUCGUGAUGAAGUUGUAAUUCACUCUUUAUUUGGCGGUAUCGAAACUGAACAACGACAGCAAAAUUGUUACAGAAUAAGGCUAAGAAAAUUGGAUGAUACAUUUACUUGUAAUUUUGAAGCUUUAGAUCAAGACAUGAUAUGUAGUAAUUUAAGUCCAGUCAAAAAUGGACCUUGGCUGAAUGAGCUAAAGAAGUUACAUGUUUCUCUUACCGAUGUUGAUGAGAAUCCUAAAGCAAUUCAUGUACUAAUUGGCGCCGAUGUAUAUGGGAAACUCGUAACUGGAAAACAUGAAGUUUUACCGUGUGGCCUAGUAGCCAUAGAAACUUUUUUAGGAUGGACAUUACUUGGGAAGUCACCCGAAAUAGAACGAAAUACCAACACAGCGAUGUUGGUUACAUCACUUUUUAUUAAAGAAGCUGAUAUUUCAGACUUAUGGAAAUUGGAUUUGAUUGGCAUUAAAGAUCCAAUUGAAAGACUCUCAAAAUCUGAGCAAGAAGCUAUUGCUAAAAAUCACUUUCUUGAAACUGUUAAAUUUACUGACAAUCGUUAUGAAAUUAGUCUCCCUUGGUUAGAAAGUUGUGCACCUUUACCUGACAACAUAGAUCUGGCAAAAAGGCGAUUAAAUAAAGUAACUGAAAAACUUCUAUUCAGCAAUCAUUAUGAUGCAUAUGAAGAUAUUUUCCAUCAAUGGUUGGAAGACGGCAUGAUAGAAGAUGUUCCGGAAACAGAAAUUAGUUCGUUCGGAAACUAUUUACCUCAUAGACCGGUGUUUAAAGAAAGUGCCACAACUCCUAUUCGGCCAGUUUUUGACGCAUCUGCUCGGAUGGCCAACCAGCCCUCAUUAAAUCAAUGUUUACAAUUUGGUCCAAACUUAAUCGAAAACAUCCCAGAUAUAUUAAUGAGAUUUCGCAUGAAGAAAAUUGGAAUAGUAGCUGAUAUAAAGAAAGCCUUCCUCCAAAUCGGUGUGUGCAAAGAUGACAGAAACUACUUGCGUUUCUUGUGGUGGAAAAAUAAAGAUUGUAAAGAGUAUAGAAUGUUUCGCCACAAAAGAUUAGUGUUUGGAGUGAAAAGCAGUCCUUUUCUUCUUGAAGCCGUUCUGAACUUUCACAUACAAAGCUAUGCUGAAUCCUGCCCUGUUGUGGCUUCUAUUCUUACAAAAGGAUUUUAUAUGGAUAAUCUCGUCACCAGUAUAGAUAGUGAAGAAGAAGUGAAACUGUUUGUUGAUGGAGCCAAUGAGUUGAUGCUUCGAGGUGGCUUUGAACUUCGGUGCUGGGAAAAUUCGUCAUAUGGCAAAGAAGAUGAAACAGCAGAUGACUCUAAUGUUCUAGGUAUGAAAUGGGAUAGCUCGUCUGAUGUUCUUAGAGUUAACAUGACAUGGUUUGAUGAAGUUAACUUAGAGACAAUUUCGAAACGAGCUUUACUGUCGACAGCACAUAAAAUAUUUGAUCCGAUGGGGUUUGUUACACCCGUGACACUUUGCCCAAAGCUCUUGUUGCGAGAAGCAUGGCAACAAGGUUUAAACUGGGAUGAGGAAAUAGCAGAGGAUUUGAGAAAGAAAUUUCUAACCUGGUUUGAUUGCCUAAAAGAUCUCAAUUCAAUUAGUUUUCCUAGGUGGAUAAAAUUUCCUUUAACUGACACUCAUUCAUGUUCUCUGCAUACGUUUUGUGAUGCAAGUAAAGAUGCAUAUGCAACUGUUGUCUUCUUAAGAGUGCAAAUAGAAGAUAAUGUAGACGUUUAUAUCUUAGCUUCAAAAUCUCGCUUAGCUCCGACGAAAGGUGCGACCAUUCCUAGAUUAGAACUUUUAGCGGCUCUGAUUGGAGCGCGAUUAACAAAACACAUCAUUGAUUCAUUGGGUUGCACAAGUAUUAAAGUGAAUUACUGGAGUGAUUCGACAACGGUACUCACGUGGAUAAGCAAAGAGGAAAAUUGGUCCAUCUUUGUCAAAAAUAGAAUUGAUGAAAUUAGAAAAUUAACUUCCACGACAUGUUGGGGAUAUGUACCAAGCGAAGACAAUCCUGCCGAUUUACCUUCAAGAGGUUGCAAUGCGAGUUCCUUUUUAAAAGGCAGAUGGUGGGAGGGGCCACAUUGGAUGAAAGAUCCGAUUGAAAAUUGGCCAUGA